AGAGAAGGGAAGAGGAGGGAGGCUAUGGUGGAGGCGGAGCUCCAACGAGCUCGAUUCUAGGGCAGAGACACUCGCCAGGUAAGGCGCGCGGCGGGCGCUGGUUGAUUCCGGGUCGCUGGGACGAGAGACGUGGGAAAAAGAAAGAUUGCGAAUUCCGGUCUUGAUCGAGAGAAGGGAGGAGAAUCACUCGCAGCGCGGUGGAUUCGCAUUGGAAUAGGAAUGCGAGCACAACACAGGGUUUAGGGUUUCUUUAGAGCGGCCGAGAGAAAGGAGAGAAGAAGGAGAAGAAGAACAAGGGAGGAGAUGACAACGGCAUGGGCGGAUUCCGUGGAGGCAGAGCGAGCGGCGGAUUCACAGCCGCCUCCACCGGCGAGAAGUACGUACGUUCCACCGCAUUUGAGGAACAGGCCGGCGAAUGCGCCAUCGCCAUCGCCAUCGCCAGCGCCAGUGCCGCAAGCUUCACAGCAGCAGCGCCCAGGCGCCGGCGCUUGGUCCAAGCCUCUCGCCUCCUCCAAUCCUCCUCCAAGAUUUGGAAGCGCGAGCUCGGGGAAUGGAUGGAGCAGUAGCAACGGGAGGAGCUCCCAGCCGUGGAGCGAUGGGCGGAGGGACAGCAGGGAGGCCGACCCUUUUGCGAGCAGCGAGGAGAAUUCGUCCGAGGCACUCUUCGAGCAAGAGAGCACUGCUAUCAACUUCGAUGCGUACGAGGACAUACCAGUGGAGGCGAGCGGCAGUGACAUCCCAGCUGCUGUCGGCACUUUCGCAGAGAUCGACUUUGGAACUGCGCUGGACGAGAACAUCAAGCGGUGUAAGUUCGUCAAGCCCACUCCGGUCCAGAGACACGCCAUCCCCAUCGCUCUUGCCGGGAGGGACUUGAUGGCUUGUGCUCAGACUGGCUCUGGGAAGACGCUGGCGUUUUGCUUCCCGAUCAUCGCCGGGAUUCUCAGGGAUCCGCCGAGACAACGUCCCAGGGGACGCUGGGCUUGUCCGCUGGCGCUCAUCUUGUCGCCCACUCGCGAGCUCUCAGCUCAGAUUCACGACGAAGCGAAGAAGUUUGCCUAUAGGACUGGUCUUAAAGUUGUGGUCGCGUAUGGUGGCGCACAGAUUUCUCUACAGAUGCGUGAGUUGGAACGAGGCGUGGAUAUUUUGGUGGCCACGCCUGGUCGCUUGCAUGAUCUCAUGGAAAGGGGAAGGGUGGCGUUGUCAAUGAUCAAGUAUCUGGCACUGGACGAAGCGGACCGCAUGCUGGACAUGGGUUUCGAGCCUCAAAUUCGCAAGAUUGUGGAGACCUCAGACAUGCCUCCGCCAGGACAAAGGCAGACGAUGCUCUUUAGUGCGACAUUUCCUCGCACGAUUCAGAGCCUUGCAGCGGACUUUCUACACAAUUAUAUCUUCCUAGCAGUCGGCAGAGUAGGCUCGAGCACGGAUCUUAUAGUACAACGCGUGGAGCGCGUUCAAGAGGCAGAGAAGCGUAGCUUGCUCAUGGACAUUAUCCAUGGUCAAAAGGCGAUUGGAGCGAACGGACAGCCACCACUGAUGCUAGUUUUCGUGGAGACGAAACGAGGAGCGGAUGCACUGGAGGACUGGCUGAUUAGAUCCGGGUUCCCUGCGACAACCAUUCACGGGGAUCGGACACAACCGGAGAGGGAGCAAGCUCUCAGAUGCUUUAGAACCGGUAUGACGCCGAUCCUCGUCGCCACCGACGUUGCCGCUCGCGGCCUCGACAUCCCCCACGUCGCUCACGUUAUCAACUACGAUCUCCCGAGCGAUAUCGACGACUACGUCCACAGGAUUGGCCGCACGGGGCGAGCAGGAAACUCCGGCCUCGCCACCGCCUUCUUCACGGACAAGGAUUCGGGCCUCGCAAAGCCACUGGCGGAGCUGAUGCAAGAAUCGAGCCAGGAAGUCCCGAGCUGGCUGGAAGGCAUUGCGAGGUCGGGAUUUGGAAGUAGAGGAGGCAGCCGAUCGGGGUCGAGGUUUGGAGGAAGAGACUACAGGAAAAGGGGGCCGAGAGGUGGUGGUGAUGGCUUUGGUGGCAGCGGCUAUGGUGGUGGCUACGGUGGCGGUGGCUAUGGUGGUGGUUCGAGCGCCUGGGAUUGAGAGAGGCUCCCUUUUGGCGUUCUCGUUUUAACACGAUGGUUGGAGAUGGCAAGCAUCUUCACGGCUCCACAGUUACGUUUUCUUUGUGUUUUUUCCGUCUCUCUCGUUCUCUCUAUGUUUCAAUUUACUAACUUUUGCUCGCUCAAUCCAUUCUUUUGCUGUUUUUUGGAUCAAUGGAGUGUAAGGUUCUCCAUGGCCAUUUUGUUUUUGUGGUCUCUUUUAAUCUUUUAAUAUUCCAAAAGCUGGAUGUUAAGCCCAGUUUACUAA
This is a messenger RNA of Selaginella moellendorffii, 2364 nucleotides long. RefSeq names its product DEAD-box ATP-dependent RNA helicase 37. Gene Ontology annotation, cellular component: nucleus. The transcript is spliced from 6 exons. Bases 304 to 2097 code for a protein of 597 amino acids. Lineage: Eukaryota; Viridiplantae; Streptophyta; Lycopodiopsida; Selaginellales; Selaginellaceae. The record is from RefSeq and is a predicted model, not a curated record. Gene Ontology annotation, molecular function: ATP binding; RNA helicase activity; RNA binding.